AUGUCUACUGGAAUUCCCACACUGAUUCAGGAGGUGUAUCGCGGGAGCUCACUGACGGCGGAAACAGUGACUCUGGACCCUGAAGCCCCAAGGUCGAAGAAAAGUCAAAAUGAGGUGAUUGUCCGUGCCUUGGAUGGCUUUGUUUUCGUGAAGCAUAACAAGUUGGUUUAUCCUCGGUACCAAGACUCGACUCCUGAAUGGUGGGAAGACGUACAGGCCUACGGGUACGUGACAGCGCUUGUGGGCCAGUUCAAGUUCUUUGUUUGGGCCGGGUUUAUGGGCGAAGAUUACUCGGACAAACAUCUGGUUUUCAUGUGUAUAAAAGACAUUGUGGGGAUGGUGAAGGAAUCAAGCCCUCACUGGCGAUCUGGCUUCGAGGAGAUUCUGUGGCUGGAGUCAAAGGCCGGAUAUAGCUAUGCGCUGAUGGAGCCGGAUGCAAUUUAUGAUGAGGUCAGGUGGGCUGAAGUUAUUCAAAGCUGGACGAAUUUGCCGCCACCUCUAAGCCAGGAGGACCCGACGCUCCGCGAGGUGGACCGAGCCGGCCCACAGCCCCAGUGGUGGAAGGUCAGGGGCGGGAAGAGUACCUGGGAGUGGUUUACCAAAUCAAUCCGGGACGCAAAGGCAGGUGCGAAACGGAAAAUAAACCAAGAUAAGCAAACAUCCCGGAAGCGCAAGAAGGGAGGAAAGCAGGCCACGCCUUCCCCAUCUAAGAGAAGGGCAGUCAGCCAGGAUGUCGAGUACAGCCCUGGAAAAGGUGACCAAACUGAUGAUGAUGUAAUCUUCGAUCGCAGCAAGUUGCGACCGCGUAGAUCGUCGGUUCAGUUUGCGGAGAGCCUACCAAGGUUUGAUCCCCGGGAUGACGAGGCAGAGGGAGCCAAGGUGGAAGCGCAGGGAAGGGAGAAAGGGAAGGAGGUAAGUAAGGAUGAGGAGGACAGUGAUGAGGAGGAAGAAGGACAAGAAGAGGGGGAUGAGAAAGAGGACGAGGACAAGGAGGAAGCGGAAGACACGGAGAACGAGGAGGACGAGGAAGACGGGGAAGAUGAGGAAGACGAGGAAGACGAGGAUAAAGGACGGGAGAGGGGGGAGAAGGAGGGCCAAGUUGUGGCCAUGGAGGUUGACGAGGCUGAGGUGGAUGCUGAAGGGGAAGACGAAGUCGAGGACGUUGCCAUGUCAAGUCCGCCUGGCAAAGCUACUUCCUCCAAGAAAAUUCCUGACCCGGAAGCAGCUUCUCCUUCGUGUAAAGCAUUGCCUGCCCCCGCGCAAUUUGCGCGUACACCUACUCCGGGGCCCAAGCUCACUCCUCCUCCUGCGUCUCCCUCUAAUCCGGCGCCUUCCCCAGUCACCGCGCCUCCAGAAACUUUGGGGUCUACCCUCACUCCUGCUCCCGCACUUCCCCUUGCUCCCGUGCCUUCUCUUGUUGCCGCGCCGGCUUGUACGUCUCCGCCUGCGCCUUCUCAGGAUCCAGCUUCUCCGGCUCUGGCUCUCCCUCCGGCUCCGGCUCCAACCCCGACUCCCGCCCCAGCCCCAGCCCCAACCCCCCCUCCAGCCCCGGCUCCUGCUCCUUGUCCUGCUCCUGCUCCUGCUCCUGCUCCUGCUCCUGCUCCUGCUCCUGCUCCGGCUCCUGCUCCAGCUCCGGCUCCGGCUCCGGCUCCGGCUCCUGCUCCGGCUCCGGCUCCGGCUCCUGCUCCGGCUCCUGCUCCGGCUCCUGCUCCGGCUCCUGCUCCGGCUCCGGCUCCGGCUCCUGCUCCGGCUCCUGCUCCGGCUCCUGCUCCGGCUCCUGCUCCGGCUCCUGGACCGGCGCCUGCGCCUGCCCCACCAUCUCCCAUUCUUCCUGCAUCUCCCGCCGGUCCCGCGCCCCCUUCUCUUGAGCCUCCCUCGAUCGCUGUGUCUUCAGCUUCUGUGCCCGCCGGCACACCACCCCCACCCCCUCCCCCUGCGUCUACGAACGCCUCUGUGCCUGCGACUGUCAGUUCAGUUUCAGCACCUAUUCCCCCUGCCGGCUCCCCGCUUGAUGCACAGUCAGUCCCAGAUACAUGUGAGUUUGAUAUGGACAAUACGACGGGAAGGCAAUAA
Messenger RNA from Rhizoctonia solani, 2073 nucleotides. RefSeq lists its product as uncharacterized. The record is from RefSeq and is a predicted model, not a curated record. The transcript has 5 exons. The coding region runs from base 1 to 2073 and encodes 690 amino acids. NCBI's taxonomy places the organism in Eukaryota, Fungi, Basidiomycota, Agaricomycetes, Cantharellales, Ceratobasidiaceae.